CGCCUCCCUCAGUUUGAAUUUUGACAAGCUUUGCAAAAGGUGUAAAGAGAAAGCAGCCAAGAGCUACUAGUCACCAGAAGCAACUAGCAAGCAAGCAAACAGUUUUAAAGACUGAUCCAAUAGAAAGAGUAAUAUGUCCACGACCCUAUUAGUCGAGACAAGCAGCAACAUUAAAAUACUAACAAGGAGAGACUCGAAAGACUCUUGCUACAGCGAAGAAAUGGAUCUCUCCUCAACAAGCAGCAAUUCUGAUGAACGUGGAGUCUCCCCACUAGCUCUAUCAGCCACUAACUCGCCAGUGUCGAGGAAGAACUCCGUAAGCGGGGACUCUGGAGUUUCCAUGGAUUGCUUCGGGGACCUUUGCAAGGACAACUCUUCAUUAAGCGGUCAUUUCGACAGCAGGACAGGAAGAAACAUGAACGGCCAUUCAAACCAGUUUCUUGACAAACUAGCACUGAUGGAAGAAAAGCUCCAAAGAAUGGAAGAACUAUUGUCCUCUGAGUCUCAAAAAAGGAAAGCCCUAGAGAGCAAAGUUGCCCAACUCGAGGCCGACAAUGAAAAACUCACUUCCCUAAGGACUCAAGCCGUCGCUCAACUUCAAAUGUUCUCCGAGAAAUUCUUUGCAAUGCCAGAUCCCAAGAACACGUCACCAGUCAGCACUCCUCCUUUACAAUCACCAAAACCUUAUUCGCCACGAGUUCUACAAUCACCACGUCACUCUCAAUUGGAGUUGAGAAGAAUCGGGUCUAACUCGAGUGUCGUAAGCGGGAACAGUGCUCACAGAAUGAGUGGGCAUUACCCUACCUAUCCAACGAUUUCCUCAAGACACAGUAACAUUUCUUUAUAAGAAAUAGUGUCUGUCUUCAUUUUGUGUGCCCGUGUGUUUAAAUCGUGUGAUCUUGAUGAAAGAGGAUCUCCUCUGAUUCAAAGUGUCCAUUGUCUGUGUUUGAAAACUCUGUGUGUGUAUCAUUAUCAUUAAUGACACUAUUAUCCACUAUGCAUAUCCACAUUCUGUAUUAUAUUAAUUUUUGCUUUUCAUUUCAUUGCACUAUUAUCCCAUCCAUAAUAAUCAAUAUUAUUAUUAUUAUUAUUAACAAACACAAGAUUUGGUAUAAACUUACAAAUCAUAAAAAAA
Molecule: messenger RNA, 1135 nt
Organism: Amphimedon queenslandica
Lineage: Eukaryota; Metazoa; Porifera; Demospongiae; Haplosclerida; Niphatidae
Exons: 3
Coding region: 134-847 (237 amino acids)
Source: RefSeq, a predicted model, not a curated record